Molecule: messenger RNA, 1680 nt
Organism: Olea europaea var. sylvestris
Lineage: Eukaryota; Viridiplantae; Streptophyta; Magnoliopsida; Lamiales; Oleaceae
Exons: 4
Coding region: 1-1680 (559 amino acids)
Source: RefSeq, a predicted model, not a curated record
AUGGAGGAUAUUUCCUUGUGGUUGAGGCUCGCACAUCAACUCCGGGGCUUCGUCCAUUCGAGGACCUCAGCUACAACCAAGAGCUUCCACGCCUCGGGCACGGAGCCUCGGUUAGAAGCAGUUCGGAUGGAACUUGUCACAGUAGCGUCUUUAGACCAUGGGGUAGGUCAUGGGGGGACUUCCGAGGUGGAUAGGUAUGCCAUGGCCGAGGAGGACGUGGAUUAUACCCAGGAGUGGGGGGCUUCUAGAGUGCCCUCAAACAUGACGGGGAAGAGGUUGGGGGAGCUUAGGGAGUGGUACAGUGUGCCUCAUAACAUAGAGAUGUUAGUCCCCGAAUCUAACGAGUGGGCCUGCUAUCCGAGGCCUGGCUGCGUGGCCAAGAGGAAGUACCCAACUCCAGACAUGGCCUCUAUCUUGAAGGCCACUUCUACUGCAAAGGCGAGGCCCCUGAAGCCCGGGUCCAAUGGAGCAAAGGAAGUUCGAGGCAGAAGGCCAGAGAAGCCUAAGGAGCCUCGGGGCAAGGAGAAAGUCUCUGAGGAGACUAAGAAGAGGAAGCUGGUGCACAUCUCCAGCUCAGCUGGCAAGUUCGGGACUUCAGUGUCCUAUAGGGCAGAACAGACCGGUGAGCCAAAGCUCCUUGCUGCAGCCUCUAAGGCCAUCAAAAUGGAGAUGGUAAGAGAGGUGGAGGCUGAAGAGGCCAGAGAAGAGGCUGCAAGGAGAGCUGCGGAAGCCGCCGAAGAGGAGGCGACGAAUGAGAGGCCGGUUCGGGAGAAGGGGAAGUAUCCCAACUUCCUAGCUGGGAGGGAGGAUGAGCUAGCCCCAGCCUUGGUGGAGGCCCUCCCUGAGGAAAUCAGAGGUGCCACCGAGAGCUUUUACAAGUUCUGGACGGAGAGGUGGCAGCUUCAUGCCUCGUCUUGUGAUGCCACCGACCUUACAAGGGCACUGGUGAGCCAAAGCGCCUGGACCUUUGGCCUCACGCUCGAAUGCAGGAAGGCAUUAAGUGAAUUUCAGACAAGGACUCACGCCUCAGAGGGGAAGGCUGCCUCCUUUGCAAAGGAGGUCAAAGUUGCUAAGGCCGAGGCCGAAGAGGCCAAAGCACAGAGGGUAGAAGAAGCGGCGAAGCUCGAGUCUGCUUUGGCCCAAAUCGAGGCCCUAAAGAGGGAAGUUUAUGAGUCACAGUGUGAGGUGGCCUCCUUGAGAAAGAAGGUGGAGGUCUCCAAUGAACACCAGAAAGUGACUGCUGAGGCUCUGGAGCAGGCGAAUCUCGCCUUGGCCGGCGCUCGUGAUGCCAAUCAGUUUCUCGAAGGGCAGGCUAAGUGGUACAUGAACGACGCCUCGGCUGCCAGAGAAGAGGCCCGAACUGCAGCGGAAGAGGCGGUGAAGGCAUACAUCGCCAACUUCCACACCACAGAGGAGUACAAAAGUUUCAGCGCGUACUGGAGGAACUUCGCCUAUGCCGAAGUGCUAGAGAGGGCGGAGGAGCUUUAUCCCAACUCGGAUCUGGCACAACUUAGGUCCGAAUUUGUGGAUGAGGUUCCUCAGAUCCCAGCUGAGGAGGUGCACGGUGACCAGGCAGCUGAUGCUGAAGCCCCAAGUGCUGAGGCAGAGGAAGCAACUACUGAUGCCCAAGUUGCUGAACCCCCAAGCGUGGAGGCGGCUCCUCCAUCCAGCCAGGCUUAG